Molecule: messenger RNA, 4992 nt
Organism: Xenopus tropicalis (tropical clawed frog)
Lineage: Eukaryota; Metazoa; Chordata; Amphibia; Anura; Pipidae
Gene: cd151
Product: CD151 molecule (Raph blood group)
Exons: 9
Coding region: 193-975 (260 amino acids)
Cellular component (GO): plasma membrane; membrane
Source: RefSeq, a predicted model, not a curated record
CAGGGUUAAUAAUGAGAGGGCUGGCCCUGGCGAGGUGCGGCUUUGUCAUCGCUUUCUCCUUUGCUUGGCUCUGGUGUCAGUCUGUCCCGACACCCUGUCUGGUACAUUAAAAGCACUGCUGCCGAACCCGGUCUGGAUCUGUUGCCCUGAGAAGAUUCCAUAGUGUUACUGAGUCGCAACCGCAGGGUCACAAUGAGCGAGUACAAUGAGAAAAAGGAGACCUGUGGCACUAUUUGCCUGAAAUACCUGCUCUUCACCUUUAACUUUUUCUUCUGGUUGGCAGGCCUGGCAGUAAUGGCCGUGGGGAUCUGGACACUCAUUCAGAAAAGCGAUUACAUUAGUCUUCUGCCUUCCAACACCUAUGCAGCCACUGCCUACAUUCUGGUCAUUGCUGGAGCCAUCGUUAUGAUAACGGGCAUCCUGGGAUGUUGUGCCACCUUUAAGGAGAGAAAAAGCCUGCUCAAAGUGUAUUUCAUCUUGUUGCUGUGCAUCUUUAUCCUAGAGGUCCUGGCAGGAAUCCUGGCCUAUAUUUACUACCAGCAGUGCACUCCGUUCUGCUUACAGCUGAAUGCAGAGCUCAAGCAGAGCCUCAAGCAAACUAUGACCACAAAGUACAAACAGCCAGGAGAGGAGAAAGUGACCAAUGCUGUGGACAAACUGCAACAGGAGUUUAAAUGCUGCGGCAGUAAUAAUUCUGAGGACUGGAGGGACAGCAUAUGGAUUAACUCUCCUGAGGCCGAAAAGCGGUUGGUUCCUGACAGCUGCUGCAAGACGGUUACUCAACGAUGUGGCAUUCGGGAUCACCCAUCCAACAUCUACAAGACGGAGGGUGGAUGCAUCACCAAGCUUGAAACCUUUAUUCGGGCUCACCUGCUAAUUAUAGGUGCUGUGGGGAUUGGCAUUGCCUGUGUUCAGCUUUUUGGGAUGAUUUUCACCUGCUGCCUGUACAGGAGCCUAAAGUCAGAGCCAUAUUGAAAACAUUUAAGACUUGUCUUGUUGCCUUGUUUUUCCCUGCUGACAACAUAUCCUGCUGCCUUAAACACCCCCCUGGCACUGAGGCCUGUUAUGGUCCUAUUGUAAUGGCAGAAUGUUAUCUCAUAUCACUGUGUGGACCCUUUGGAACUCUGCGGUUUUUAACCCAUGAUAUCAUCAGCCUGCGACUGUAUCCAGUGCCAAACAUCAAUGUAACCAAGUUCUCAUGCUAGAGACUGCAAAAACAAAACAAAUCCUUUCUUUUGCUUGAUGACUUUUGCUAAUGAUGUUCGCAGCCACAGCUAGAGAUCUGACCUCCGUUAAAUGGGCAGAACAAGACACUGGGAAUAGUUGCACCAAAUGACAAUCUCUGGAAAUUGACUCUCUGUCCGUCCCUAUGACUACUCUUCGGUCCUUCCUUUCAAUCCCGAUGACUUGGUUUUCCUAUGGAGAAGAUUCAAGAGGGCAUUGGGCAUAAUUUGCCAUGGCAAAGUCUGUUAUAACAUGACUUACAAGCAAAACUGGUACCAUUUUGCAAGUGAACGAAAACAUGUACUGGAGGGGGCCACACUAUAUAAAAUAUUAUUAAUAUACAGUAGGUUUGUUUAUAGAGUUAACUGAAGUAGAAGUGUGGAGGAGUUUUCGUGCCUUCCUUAACACAGUUGGCUUAUUAAGAGAAUUCCAAAGUGUUCUCAGAAUCUUCUGUUUAGCACAUUUUCCCUUUAAAAACCCAGGUGGUGCACUAUUUCCAUGGAAUUUCAUAGCUUUAUUUUACUAUACCCCACAGAAGACUCUUUUAUUGGUUUUAUCCCCAUUGGGCCCUUUUUUACCCAGAGGCCCCUGGGUAUGCUAUCCCCAUAGUCACAAGGCUGGUUAUAGGGAUAAAUUGGGUUACAAUCAAGUUUUUAAUGAAUUAUGAACUUAAAGCUCUACUUCUUAUUUAAUUGCCAGCAUACUCCUUUCAAGCUCCAGGCCUUAAAGUGGAAAGAACAUACAGCCCCAGUUAAUGAAUAUAAGCACUUUUGGGGUGAGUCAGAGUCCCUGUUAAACUAGUAUACCACCAUUUGCACCCCCUGGCCACCCUUGACACUUAUGUGCCAAUAUAAAGUACAGCAGACUGGAAAGCAGAUCUAAUGGAAUAGUGACUGUUUUAGAAUGCAGCAUUUAUAAAAUCCCCUGUUAUUUCUUGUCUGUAUAGUCAGAGCCGUUUUUAUUGCUGUAAUGGGGCUCUGGUAUUCAUAUAAAAUAGUCUUUUUCAACCUGGGGCCCUUUAGCUGUAAUUGAAUGCCCAAUGCCCACUUAUAGCCUGUGGCUAUUGGAGGGAUGUAAUGUGCCUAAAUUUAGGCAGCAUGAUGAGAAGUGCUGUUGUUGCCUUACUAAUUCUCCUAUCCCAUAAUCUUUGCUUGGCCCUCCCCUAAUACUUUCUUGUCUCCAUUUUGGACCCCUCACAAACAGACCUGUUUAUAGUACAGCAUGAGAUGUGCCUAUUACUAGGACUUGGAACUUACCACAGAGAACCUUUGUAUCAGGGAUGCAGAACCUAAUUAAUUUCAAGAGGAAGCAAAGAUGCUCUGGAAUUGACAAAAAUGGAGUGUCAUUUUUCAGUGUUCAAGUACAACACAGAAAUGUAAACCCUCAAAACUAGGGUUUGCAAUGUCGCCAAGCGAGUGGAUCUUCUCCCGAUAUUGCCCACCUACGGGUGGGCGAUAUCGGGAGAAUUCAGGCUAAUUCGAUUGUUUGGCCCUGACCUUAGUAAUGAACAGCAGUUGGAGCUGUUGCUGCAAAUUCAUUAAAUGAAAUUAAAAACUAAGGGAAAUAUUUAGCAUAAAUGAGUUAAAAGAGCUCUCUGAGCAGUGUUACAUUCAUUUGUUUUGAGCAUAUUGCAGUCACUUGCCUUUUAACUCCCUCUUUGUGAAUUCCACUCCCAGAUUAUAAACUGGUCCAUAAACCCAGCUCCUGGUGUAUGUGCUAUAAAUGUUCUGUUUGGCAUUUAUUAGUCUGGAUAUUAAAUCAAGGCAUAUGUGUAUCCAUUCGCUGUACAUUACUACUAUCAGCCAUGAGUAUGGGUAACUGGAGUUGCUCCAAAUGUUAUGAAACUACAGCUCCCAGAAUCCCCUGGGCUGCAGAGUGCACUGCCAAUUCUCCAUCAUUCACUUGCCAUAUUUCCUGGUCAUUCAUUCCAAGUAACCAACACCAUUUCAGUGAUUUAAUGUUAUCUAAUAUCAUCGCCCAAUCCCUGUGUUUUUCUGUUUCUUGGCUUGAAAAAAGCUAAAGUAUUUGCUAUGAAUUAUUAAAUAUUAACUUUUGACUACUACAAAUAUAAACUACUGUAUCUGUCAGUAGAUCCUGAACAAGCCAAGUCCAGUUAUUGUAAUUAUUAUUAUUCUGUCAUUUCUUAUAGUGUAUAUUUUUAAUUCUAUAAAAUGUAUUUAAGUGGCAGGUAGAGUCUUUCCGUUGCAAUAGUCUUCCAGCCGCAGUGACAAAACUCUGGGCACUGCUCCAGAAAAGGGAGCAGAUUUAUGCCAAGUGCCUUUGGAUUGAAAGAGGUGCCCACAUGGGCAGUUGCUGGUGACAGUCUGGGUUUUUUUUUCCUUUCUGAAAAUUGUUUCCAUUUGCAUAAAAUCAUUCAGUCUGUUUUGUUUGCUUAUGAAAUGGGAGAGCAGAUUGUACAUUAGGCUUACUGCUACUUUCAUGGAAAUUGAUAUUGCAUUCACACCAAAAAAAGUAAAUCAGAAUUUCAUAGAAAAUUCCCUGUGCUGUGCAGGAUUAAAGCCUUGAUCUAUGUGCAAACUCCUGUUCUAGGGGGAAAUGGGGAGGGUUAGCCCUUGCUGGGAAUUUUAGUCUCAGUGCAUAUGCUAUUGCCUUUGGACUGGGACAUACAGAGGUACCAAUUUUUUCAUUUGAGGGGGGGGUCCUGUCAUUUGAGCCUUGGUGAUGCACUGGGGUGAAAUAUCAAGGUGCACAUAGGCAAUAAUAAUAAACUAUAAAAAAAAUUAAGGAUGAGCUGCAAUAUAUUAUUGAACACCAUGGCUACAUCAAGGACUGCUAUCGGACAUCAUUGAGGCCUGCUUAUAACUAUACUUUCAAACUAUCUCUUUGUGAGCACCACUGAGGCUUGAUAGUCUGCUGUUGCAAUGUGGUGGGCCCCUUCCCAUAGUCCCACUGCAGGGCUGAGCCUAGAUAUUAGUCCAUAAAAUGGGAAAAAACUGCCCUCUGGGAUCCCCCAUGUCUCUAAUGCAGCUUGUGCCCUCCAGCUUGUGUGGCCCUGCACACAUUAUGUAAUAUAGUUAGAUAAAUGACCCCUUUAAAUAAAAAGCAAUAUGACUUAUUCAUUUGUGCAUAUCAGUCAAAAGGCAAUAGCUCCCCCUAUCCUGUAUAAUUUUUACUGCAAUUACCCACACAAUUGAAAAGACCUAAAGCCCACUGAUACAGGGGCAUUGGGUAGAACUUGGAGCAGGAGCAAGGGCAAUAUUAGGGGUCUAGUGGGCCAAAAUGCACCCAGUAGAUGUAUCCAACAGGCUAAAGGUCUUCCAUUGGACAGCAGCACUAGUGGUGGGGUACACUACACACCCUCAAUUCUUUCAAGCAACACGGCUGUUACAACUCAUAAACAGCAACUAAAAUAUGAAGGGAAAGCAUGUUCUGAUAAAUUAAUGAAAAACCCAACUUAUAGGAAUAUUGUCCCUUUGAGCUGUGGGGCAUUCUACUGAUGGCAAAGCAAACUAUUGUAUUAUAAAGCUUCAGUCGUUUUUAGCAAUGUAUCCAUUUUGUAAAUGCUAUGUAUUUAGCCGUACACUUUAUCUAACAAUUUGUAUCCUGUACUGAAAUGGCCUUUGUCAUUGCGACACAUGAGAGCUCACAAGUCGCUCUGCACCUAUGCACUAAAAUCUCACAGCGGCGGCUUGCUUUGUACAGACGAGAGAGUCUGCAGCUCCCGGCUCAUUACUGCACCGUAGCUAAAUGUUUUAACUACUGAGGAAUUUUUAAUAAAACUGAGAAAUUGUGAAUGUUCAACCUCAA